This is a messenger RNA of Dicentrarchus labrax (European seabass), 1038 nucleotides long. RefSeq names its product thymidine kinase 1, soluble (gene tk1). Gene Ontology annotation, molecular function: ATP binding; thymidine kinase activity. The transcript is spliced from 7 exons. Bases 182 to 874 code for a protein of 230 amino acids. Lineage: Eukaryota; Metazoa; Chordata; Actinopteri; Moronidae. The record is from RefSeq and is a predicted model, not a curated record. Gene Ontology annotation, biological process: thymidine metabolic process.
GAUUCACGUGACUCUAAGCUCGUUGGUGUAAUGUCGCAUAAAGCCUCCCUCAACCGCCUGCGCGCUAUAUUCAACAUUUACUUUCAGGACAACCCUUCCUGUGGCGUUAAAUUACUAACUUAUUCGGGUUUUUAUUCAACUGUUUUUAGUAUAGUUUUUUUUUAUCACGUGAUUAAGGAAAAUGGAGUGUGUGGAUUUUCCAAGAGUUCUUCCCAAUUCACCGAUGAAAGCCCGGGGACAGAUCCAGGUCAUCUUUGGACCGAUGUUUUCAGGAAAAAGCACUGAACUGAUGAGAAGAGUGCGGCGCUUCCAGAUAGCCCAGUACAACUGCUUGGUGAUCAAAUAUGCCAAAGACACACGUUAUUCUGACUCUGGCAUGGCCACACAUGACAAAAAUACAAUGGAAGCUGUUCCAGCCAAUUGUCUGAGAGAUGUGCGGGCUCUGGCACUGAAAGCCUGCGUUAUUGGAAUCGAUGAAGGACAGUUUUUUCCAGACACAGUGGAGUUUUGUGAGGAGAUGGCCAAUUUAGGGAAGACAAUCAUUGUAGCUGCCUUGGAUGGAACCUUCCAGAGAAAGCCGUUUGGAAACAUCCUGAACCUGAUCCCUCUAGCGGAGAGUGUAGUGAAGCUCAACGCCGUCUGCAUGCAGUGUUACAAAGAAGCAGCAUACACCAAGAGGAUAGGAGCAGAGAAGGAGGUGGAAGUGAUCGGUGGAGCUGACAAGUAUCAGGCAGUGUGUCGAAAGUGUUAUGGAGGUCUGAUGACUGACAAAGAGAACAGUGCUCCUUUCAGGAAUGAAACUCCACAACAUGUCAAAGGAAAGCUCAUGGACUCUGGGAUUCCCAGGAAGCUUUUCUCUGCUCUCCACCUCUGAACACAAAAAUAAGACUUUGUUGCAGAAGUUGAGUGGAAAUAGGCAAAUAUUGUGUUUGUCCCGUUUUAAGCCUUUGUGUUUGGUGUCUAAUGGUAUUCUAUUUUCAGUUUUUUUCUAGAUUUGGUUUUGGACUUAAUAACCCUGAGUAAAGAAAUGUAAAAGUA